AGGGCUGCAGCCGCGCCUAACCCUUGCUGCGGAGACUUUUACAACUAAAGACAACAGCUUGGAAAGUGUUUUUCAGUGGAUUUUCAUGAGAAUUUAACGGUGAGAAGAAGAGGAGAAAGGGGAGGGGCGCGCGGUGUGAGCUGAUGGACUGUGACUGAGAUAGCACUCGUAGUUUGGGCUCCCUCAUCCUCCGCUCGGACGCACGAGACGGAUCGGUCAUCUUGUCUCUGGAUGAUGUAACUAUGACACACCGGAAUAGGAUCAGCAGUGAAAAGUUUUUACGUUUUUCUUAAAUUAACAGCCACUGAUAAAAGAGGAAAGAGGCAUUUGUUCCGGACCGGUUUCGCUCAGCGGGACAUUGCGCAGUAACUCGACUGGCUCUACCCCGGUGAGCGGAGGAGCAGUCAUGUGGCAGAGCGUUCAGAUCUGCGGUGCACUGUUUGUCCUGCUCGCUCUGUCCCGUGCUGCGCCACCCCCCGCACACAUCAACCGUCUGGCCCUGUUUCCCGACAAGAGCGCCUGGUGCGAGGCCAAGGACAUCACCCAGAUCGUGGGGCACACAGGCUGCCAGCCGCGCUCCAUCCAAAACAGAGCGUGCCUGGGCCAGUGCUUCAGCUACAGCGUCCCCAACACGUUCCCACAGUCUACAGAGUCCCUGGUCCACUGCGACUCCUGUAUGCCCGCUCAGACACAGUGGGAAGUGGUAACUCUGGACUGCCCUGGCAAUGAAGAGACCCCUCACGUGGACAAACUAGUAGAGAGGAUCUUCCACUGCAGCUGCCAGUCCUGCAGUAAAGAGGGCAGCCAGGAGGGGGCACUGAUGCAGCUCUAUUCACCGGACAACGGCCUGGACUCUCCGUCUUUGCCUGAUUCUCUCUUAGGGCUCCACUCACACCCUCUCCCUGACGCAGACACACACGUCCAUAUACAGGCAGACCACCACACGCUGCCACACACUUCAGAUGGAGGUUAAAGACAUAACUAUAUGUUACUAUAUGUUCCUUUAUAUUUCACUUCAAUGAGCAUCAACUGUAUCAAACUGUACUAUGGGCACCUUUUCCAAGCAACUUUACACACCCAGCCACUUUCAAGCUCCCACAAUGCACCUAUGUAUAAAGUUAAGUUGUACAAACCACUGAUUACAUUACAUUUGUUUAUUUUUGCAUCAAGACACGACUAUAAGAUGUAGUCUCAUUCAAUCGCUUAAAUGCAAUAAAUUCUAUUCUUGUUAUACAUCUGA
This is a messenger RNA of Boleophthalmus pectinirostris (great blue-spotted mudskipper), 1240 nucleotides long. It is a transcript of the gene nbl1, whose product is annotated as NBL1, DAN family BMP antagonist. Gene Ontology annotation, molecular function: receptor ligand activity; BMP binding. Lineage: Eukaryota; Metazoa; Chordata; Actinopteri; Gobiiformes; Gobiidae. Bases 407 to 973 code for a protein of 188 amino acids. The record is from RefSeq and is a predicted model, not a curated record. Gene Ontology annotation, biological process: animal organ morphogenesis. The transcript is spliced from 4 exons.